Mangifera indica (mango) is the source of this 1295-nucleotide messenger RNA. Its product is annotated as protein SAR DEFICIENT 4. Lineage: Eukaryota; Viridiplantae; Streptophyta; Magnoliopsida; Sapindales; Anacardiaceae. Gene Ontology annotation, cellular component: cytoplasm. The transcript has a single exon. The coding region runs from base 191 to 1201 and encodes 336 amino acids. The record is from RefSeq and is a predicted model, not a curated record.
UAUUAGAAAAAAAAAAUUGUAUUCCACUUAUGGAACUCGUAGUUAUAAUCACUGUUUCCGUCGGUUCAACCAGAAACCGGCCCACAGUCCGGUCCUGACAAGUCACAGGCUAUAUAAGGCCGCCAAGUCUUGGUCUCCUUCCCAAUUUUCUUCUUCAACUGCUCAACCCAGUUCCUCAGUUCUCUCAUCAAUGGCUUCCAAUGACUCAUAUCCCAACUCAGCCAAUCCAGUCUUCAUCUCAGCCGAUUCAAUCCACUCAAUCCUAACCCACAAAUCUCUCAUCCAACACUUCCACUCUUCUCUCCCGAAAGUCUCAUCGACAAUCCACACACCACUCCGUCAAAACUACAACGUUUCACCUUCCUCCUCUCUCCUCCUCAUGCCCUCCUGGUCUUCCUCCCCCUCUUUCCCUUACAUGGGCGUCAAACUUGUCACUCACUUCCCCCAGAACUCCGCCCUAAACUUACCCGGAAUUCACGGCAGUUACGUCCUCUUCAGCUCUACCACCGGCCAAACCCUCGCCGCCAUGGAUGGCACAGUGUUGACUCUUUACAGAACAUCAUGUGUCUCCGGCUUGGCGUCGAAGAUCUUAGCGAGAAAAGACAGCAAAAUCCUUGUUAUGGUAGGUGCAGGCGCUCUGGCGCCCCAUUUGAUCAAGGCCCACUUAGCAGCCCGACCCGGUUUGCAGAGAGUGAUAAUAUGGAACAGAACGAUGAAGAAGGCCAGCGAUUUGGCUGCGGAGUUGAGGAAGAGGGAUGAAUACAAGGGGGUGUGUUUUGAAAGUGAUGAAAACUUGGAGGGGAUAAUUGAAAUGGGUGAUAUUGUGAGCUGUGCGACAAAUUCUGAGGUGGCGUUGGUGAGAGGGGAGAGAUUAAAGGUGGGGGCUCAUCUUGAUUUGGUUGGGUCGUUUCAGCAUAGUAUGAGGGAAUGUGAUGAUGAGGCCAUAAGAAGAGGGAGAGUUUUUGUGGAUAAUGAAGGGGCUUUGGUGGAAGCUGGUGAACUUGUGGGUGCUUUUGAGAGAAAGGUGAUUGAAAAGGAAGACGUUGUGGGAAAUUUGGUGGAGCUGAUUGAAGGGGCUAAAACUGGAAGAAGAGAUGAGAAGGAGAUCACAGUGUUCAAGGCUGUUGGGUCUGGCGUGGUGGAUGUUCUUGCAGCCCAAAUGGUAUACGAAAAUUUUCUAAAACUUGGCAGGAAUGAUUAGGGUUUUUUUGGUUGUGUAUCGAAAACUUAUUAAUAUGUAUCAUAUAAGAAGUGUUUUUUUAAAAUAAAAUAUUAAAAAUCCUAAUUAUGCUUAA